Puntigrus tetrazona (Sumatra barb) is the source of this 2565-nucleotide messenger RNA. It is a transcript of the gene rel, whose product is annotated as v-rel avian reticuloendotheliosis viral oncogene homolog. Bases 125 to 1894 code for a protein of 589 amino acids. Gene Ontology annotation, biological process: cellular response to stress; inflammatory response; canonical NF-kappaB signal transduction. The record is from RefSeq and is a predicted model, not a curated record. Gene Ontology annotation, molecular function: RNA polymerase II cis-regulatory region sequence-specific DNA binding; DNA-binding transcription factor activity, RNA polymerase II-specific. The transcript has 10 exons. Gene Ontology annotation, cellular component: cytoplasm. Lineage: Eukaryota; Metazoa; Chordata; Actinopteri; Cypriniformes; Cyprinidae.
GAGAGAAUGUAUAUAGUGGGGAAUUCCCACUCAGUAAACUAUUCUGUGUUGAAGUGUUACUGUAUAUCUGUUCAGCAGCUCAGAGCGCGGAGGUAAAACCUAAGACGAGGGUGUUCGGAUAGCUAUGGAUGUGAAUGCCCUUUCAAUGCACAGGGAUCCCAAUCUAAUGGGGGAGCCCUGUGUUCAGAUCUUCGAGCAGCCAAAACAGAGAGGCAUGCGCUUCAGGUACAAAUGCGAAGGUCGUUCAGCAGGCAGCAUACCCGGAGAAAGAAGCUCAGACAAUAACAGAACCUACCCAAGCAUUCAGAUUCUGAAUGUUACAGUGAAAGGAAAAGUACGUGUUUCCCUGGUGACCAAAAGUGACCCGUAUAAACCGCAUCCCCACGACUUGGUGGGUAAGGACUGCAAGGAUGGUUAUUAUGAGGCCGAGUUUGGACCCGAACGAAGAGUCUUUGCGUUUCAGAACCUGGGCAUCCAGUGUGUGAGAAGAAGAGAAGUGAGAGAUGCCAUAAUGCAGAGAAUUACGCGGAGGAUCAACCCCUUCAAUGUUCCCCGGGAACAGCUGCUGCAGACUGAGGAAUAUGAUCUGAACGUGGUGCGUCUUUGCUUCCAAGUUUUCCUGCAAGAUGAGACCGGGAUGUACAACACCGCGCUGCCUCCCAUCAUCUCCAACCCCAUCUAUGACAACAGGGCCCCGAAUACAGCCGAACUGCGAAUCUGCAGGGUGAACAAGAACAGCGGCAGCGUGAAGGGAGGUGAUGAGAUUUUCCUCCUCUGCGAUAAAGUGCAGAAAGAUGACAUUGAGGUGAGGUUCUUCACUCAGACCUGGGAGGCCAAAGGCUCCUUCUCUCAGGCAGAUGUACACAGGCAAGUGGCCAUAGUGUUCAAGACACCCGCCUACUGUGACACCACCAUCACAGCCCCUGUCACAGUGCGCAUGCAGCUGCGCCGGCCCACAGACCAGGAGGUCAGUGAGCCCAUGGAGUUCCGCUAUCUGCCCGACGACAAAGAUCCAUAUGGCUGUCAAGAGAAGAAACGUAAAACUGAAAGCCAAAUGAAGUCCUUCUCUGGAUUCUCCCAAGGAACCAUGAGCUUCAUGAACAGACCAAAAGCAGUGCCUUCGGCAAGUUUGAUGAAUCAGAGAAUCAAAAUUGAGCAACCAACUUAUUAUCGUGGAUCAAACCGUGGGGUGAUGCGUCCAAAUCCAGCAUCCUUUUAUAACAAAACCCUAACGGAAACCCCACCAUCAGGAGCACAGAAUCAAGCAUGGUCCAGUUUAAUCACCAACACCAUCAGUAAUGGAGCAGGCCUACAGCAGGUGAACCCAAGUCCUAGCAUGCCCACCACAGGAGAAAGUGGGAACAGCCUUCCUCAACUGAGCCCUAUGGAUCUGGAGUUACUUCUAUCUAAUGGCCCAACCAGUAGCCAGCCUCGACAGGACCAACCAAACCAGCAGGUCCAGCAAUCCCAACAGCCAGCUCAAAGGCAAGGAGUAGAAGCAGCCCACAACUGGUAUAACUAUAACCAACAACAGCCUCAAAGCACCCAGAACGGGGCAACAGGCACCGGUGGGUCAAUGGGAACAGGUUACUUGUAUACAAGCAACAUAAAUGAAGAUUUGUUUCAAAACUUCAUCAGCAAUCAGCCAGUCCUACCACUGAAACAGGAAGACCAAGGGUCGAGCAACAUGGCUGUGCUGGGGCCCAGCUCGGACUGUGGGCAGUCCUUCACCGCACUCCUGAACUCCACCACCAUUAAUGGAAGUACCGCAGAGACCAUGAGACAACUGGAACCUGGUGGGGUCAAUCAGAGGGCCUCGCAUAUAUCCUACCCUGCCAGCGGCUUGGGGCAGGAGAGCAAUCUUGAUUCUUUCGCCUGGCAGUACUUCCAAUAGAAUCGAAUUCUAUAAGUGUUCAAGAUGAUUUUGUUCUUUAAAUGUAGGCUCUGAUUUAUGUUCACUGAAUGUAUUUUGUGAAAAUCAGAAGGGCUAGUUGUCCUGGAAAUACUGUAAGAUGCUGCCACCAAUUAGGUAAGCAGUGAGAUUUUAUGAAAUGUUUAUGUAUAUAACAGUCUGAUGGUCAUAUUGGAGACGUUAUGUCCACAAAUUAUGACAGUUUAAUUGUGUUCCUUAAAGUGGGAACUAGCAGGGAAUUGUCCCUGGGUAAUGGCUAUGUCAUUUUAAACAUGCUUCUUAUCCAAGGUUCUCAAAUGUACUGUUCAAACAUGGGUUUUCUUUGCUUACUCAGAAGUGAUAUUAUGGCUUUAGAAAACUAAGACCGAUGCCUUAUUCUGUUUUUACUUUAUUCAACAUACGCAAGCUUUUACAUGAUAUUUUCUAUUGGUGAGUUUUUGUAUUUUUAUAAAAUUAAAGUUUAUACUACUGAACAUGGAUUUUAUGAUUUCAUGUAUGUAAUGUUUGAUACAUUCUGUGCUGAUUUGUGGCUACAUUUUUUGAUAUGUAGAGGUGUCCAAAGUUUGUUUUCAUUCAUAAUUAUAAUUUGAAUGCAUCAUUUAUUUCUUUUUCACAUUCCACUGUUUACGUUAAAUAAAGGAUAAACUCUGUAA